CUGGUCCGUAUUUAGCUAAGUGCCAAGGAAUAAAGAAUCGCCAGGCUCUGCCCUCCGGGGAGCUGGCAAACUGCAGAUGGGUGGCUGGCAGGCCCAGGAUGGGCCCAGCAGUGGAGCAGGGACACAUGGAGGGGUGCACAGACUCCCCUAGAAGACUGAGAGCCACCCCCCAGGGGCAUCCACCAAGGGCCCCAGCUGUGCCGCCCAAGCUGGGCAGCCUUCAAGCCUUAGUGGCCCAGCUGAUAAGAGCCCACCCUCCCCCAGGUCCCCAGAGAGCUGGUGCCUCCCCUGGGCCCCGAUUUGCAUGGCAGGAAGGGGCCUGGUGGGGAAGAGGCGGGGACGGGACAGGCUGCAGCCGGAGCAGUUACACGUUUCCCCCGCAAGAGUCUCGGACAGACUUGUCACGGGCUUGAGGCUAGGGACGGAGUGGUGACCAUGGCCGGGCUGGUGUUGUCUCCUGUGCCCAGAAACUGGCUGGUGGUGCUGCUGCUGCUUCUCUCAGCCCAGACUGUGCCGGUGGCCAAAACACAGGACCUGUACCAGAAUCCCAAAGGAAGUGCUUGUUCCCGGAUCUGGCAGACCCCACGUUUCAUGGCCAAGAAACGGGGCUACACAGCAAAAAUACAUUGCUACACGGACGGCACCUCCGGCAUGGUGAGCUGGCUGCGGAAGCAGGAGGCGGACCCGGAGCCCCAGCCGCUGCGCCUGGAGGAGGGACGCAUGCUGCAGACCCAGAACCGCUCCGUCUUCACCCUCACCAUCCAAGGCGCCCAGUUUGAGGACAACGGCAUCUACUUCUGCCAGCAGGAGUGCACGCGGGGCUCCUUGGAGGUCUACCUGGGCUGCGGCACGGAGCUGCGAGUCAUGGGGUUCAGCACCUUGGCGCAGCUGAAGCGGCGCAACACGCUGAAGGACGGCAUCAUCAUGAUCCAGACCCUGCUCAUCAUCCUCUUCAUCAUCGUGCCCAUCUUCCUGCUGCUGGACAAGGAUGAAGGCAAGGCCGGGAUGGAGGAGGAUCACACCUACGAGGGCCUGAACAUCGACCAGACAGCCACCUACGAGGACAUAGUGACUCUGCGGACAGGGGAGGUGAAGUGGUCUGUGGGGGAGCACCCAGGCCAGGAGUGAAGGCAGGGCCCUCCCCACGCCCAGGCUCAGCCCCCUGGGCCUCAGUGACUGCUUUGGAGCCGCCUGGCUCACAGCCCACCCCCUGGCCCCCGGCGGCCUCUGAAGCCGGCCCGCCAGAGUGGCCUCCCUGCUCCAGCCCCCGGGCCACAGCUCUCGCCAAAGGGCUGGAGUCGAAGGGCAACCAGGCGGUGCCGUGGAGGGAUUCUCCGGGGACGGACUGGCCCUGGCUUCCAAGGGUGCUAGGGGGGUCCACCCCACGCGUGGGACCGUGAAGACACAGACUGGGGUGGAUCCUACAGAUGGACUCAGAGCAGAUCGGCUUCCUGAAGGGCCGUAGCCCUUCACUGGGCCCAGAAGGGCCACCGAGAACGUCAUUCCUCUCUCCCAACCUCUCCCACCCUAGCGGGCCCCUGGCCUCGAGCCCAUUCUCCUGUGGAAUAAACAGUGUGUUUUGAGAAACCA
Molecule: messenger RNA, 1590 nt
Organism: Microcebus murinus (gray mouse lemur)
Lineage: Eukaryota; Metazoa; Chordata; Mammalia; Primates; Cheirogaleidae
Gene: CD79B
Product: CD79b molecule
Biological process (GO): B cell differentiation; B cell receptor signaling pathway
Cellular component (GO): membrane; B cell receptor complex; external side of plasma membrane
Molecular function (GO): transmembrane signaling receptor activity
Source: RefSeq, a predicted model, not a curated record